AUGGACGCGUUCGUAUCUCGCAAGCGGCGCCGCAUUUCGCCAACGGAUGAGGAAGAGACGAAAAUAGCCUGCUUGGCUGAGGAAGAAUCUACUGACUUCAAGCUGGCCGUCUUGGCUUCUCUUCAUCCUGAUAUAGACCAUAGCGCUCUUCUUGAAGCUCUGCUAGCUUCCAAUGGCGUGGUUGACGCCGCGUCCGAGCAUUUAUUGCGGGCAGGUAGCAACAAGUCCCCUUCAAAGCGGCGAAAUACAAAUAGUAUCACGGGGUACCAGUCGACGAUCUCAUCCUUCAGCCUCAAAUCAAAGACUGCCGAGCCAGGCGCUUAUGUCUCGAAAAAACCAUCCGCGAAAAAGGGCAAAACUCUACAUCUCUACUCGCCAGAAGACAUAGAAACAACGACCCCCUGCUCCAUAAUCCACAACUUCCUGCCCCCCAACGAAGCCGACGCUCUCCUGCACGAGCUGCUAAAAGAGGCCCCAACCUUCAAGCGCGAGAAAUUCCGCCUCUUCGAAAACGUAGUUGAGAGCCCGCACACCAUGUGCUUCUACGUAGACAGCUGGGACGAAGCCGAGCGGCAGAAAACAGAAUACGUGUACAACGGUAGCUACAUCGCCGACGUACGCAAAACGCUCCCCGAGAUGCGCAACGUCGCCGUUAAAGUCCAAGAAGCCGUCAACGCCGAGAUCCAGCGCCGGAUUCAGAUCUACUACCCUGGGGGACAGAAACUCAAGUACCAGUCCCCCGACGAAUGGAAGCCGAACGCCGCGUUCGUGAACUGCUACGAUGGCGGCGCUGAGAGUGUAGGCUACCACUCCGACCAACUGACCUACCUCGGUCCGCGCGCUGUGAUCGGCAGCUUGAGUCUCGGCGUCGCGCGUGAGUUCCGGGUGCGGCGAGUGGUCGCGCGAGACGAGGACGAGGGUGAGAGCGAUGCCAAGAAUGGCCACUUCCCGGGCACGAUUGCAUCCAGCGCCCCCACCCGCGCCGACGCCGAAGGCCAGAUCUCAAUCCACCUCCCCCACAACUCUUUGCUAGUCAUGCACGCGGAGAUGCAAGAGGAGUGGAAACAUUCCAUCGCCCCGGCCUCAGCAAUAGACCCGCACCCCCUCGCCGGAAACAAGCGGCUCAACAUCACGUACCGCUGCUACAAGGCGAGUCUGCAUCCGAGAUUCACCCCGCGGUGUAAGUGUGGCGUGCCGACUGUGCUACGGUGUGUGCAGCGGAAGAGGGAGAAUAGGGGGCGGUAUAUGUGGAUGUGUCAUGCGAAUUAUACGCCGGGGCAGGAGGGGUGCUCGUUCUUCCAGUGGGCGGAGUUUAACGAUGAUGGGGAACCCCCGUGGGCUAAGGGUGUGCUGGGUGCGAAGGAGGCGGAAGGUGUUGCUGGGAGCGCUACGUGA
This is a messenger RNA of Coniosporium apollinis CBS 100218, 1395 nucleotides long. RefSeq lists its product as uncharacterized. Gene Ontology annotation, biological process: DNA alkylation repair; DNA repair. The transcript is spliced from 4 exons. The record is from RefSeq and is a predicted model, not a curated record. Bases 1 to 1395 code for a protein of 464 amino acids. NCBI's taxonomy places the organism in Eukaryota, Fungi, Ascomycota, Dothideomycetes. Gene Ontology annotation, cellular component: nucleus. Gene Ontology annotation, molecular function: dioxygenase activity; zinc ion binding; ubiquitin binding.